Drosophila mojavensis is the source of this 1352-nucleotide messenger RNA. RefSeq names its product methyltransferase-like protein 22. Gene Ontology annotation, cellular component: nucleus. The coding region runs from base 444 to 1277 and encodes 277 amino acids. Lineage: Eukaryota; Metazoa; Arthropoda; Insecta; Diptera; Drosophilidae. The transcript has a single exon. The record is from RefSeq and is a predicted model, not a curated record. Gene Ontology annotation, molecular function: protein methyltransferase activity. Gene Ontology annotation, biological process: protein methylation.
UCUGGUCAGUGGUUAAAUGCUACAAUUUGAAUCUUUAACUAACAAAAUCAAAUCUAAUAACUAGCGUAAUUACAGUAUUUUAAGGAAGUAUUUUUCAUAUAAGGCUCAGCCACACUUUGGAUAGAGAUUGGCGCUCGUGUGAUUUUUGCCAUUCUUAUUCAGCGAGUCGUAUCUGUGAGAUGCGUGACAUUCGAAGUUCGAACAUUGCGGCUGCCAGACCGCGCGAGUCACUGUUAAGUACUAAUUGCAGCGGUCACAUUUACAGAGAUUCGUGAUGAGUUAGCAUUGUAAUCGAUGUUAGUUGCUCAGCUCUCAGAGUUAAAUGCUGCAUCUCUAAUAAAAGCAUUAACAAUUUUCAAUGUCGCUCGCUUAUUUACGAAAUUGGCAAACAGCCAGAAAAAUAGAUAAAUUAUUAGUUGGAUGUUGGUAUAUAAGGCAAUCAGAUGUACACGGUCAAGUCGGAAAUCUACAGCGAGACAAACUACCAGCCAGAGCACGAUGCUGAAGGCAACAUUGUAUCAAAAUUUCGUUUUCGCUAUCCUGACGAGCAGCUACCUAACGGUAAAGCUAAAGUAGAUAAUGAUGGUGAUCUGGAGGUGCAGCGUCCAAAGCGCGGCAUCAUAGAAAUCGAACAUUCCGAUGCAACGGAACUUAAGCUAGUUGGUCUCCAAGUUUGGCGUGGAGCGCUGCUCCUGGCAGAUUUUGUCUUUCAUCAAAGGGAAGCAUGGAGCUCCAAGACAAUCCUGGAGCUGGGCGCUGGAGUUGGUUUGACCAGCAUUACAGCAGCUAUGAUGAACAAAGGUCAAGUCUAUUGUACCGACGUGAAUCUCGGCUGCAUUCUCGAGCUGAUGCGCAAGAAUAUCCAACGAAAUAGGCAGCUGCUGCAAGGCCACAUCUCUGUGCUGGAAUAUGACUUCCUUGCUCCAAGAUCUCAGCUCAGCAAAGAACUGAUUGCCGCCAUCGAUGAUAGUGAUAUAAUCUUGGCAGCGGAUGUCGUCUAUGAUGAUACGCUCACCGACGCCUUCGUCGCAGUCAUGGAGCACAUACUGGAGCGUGGAGAGAAGACUGGCAGAGCUAAGUGCAUCUACAUGGCCAUGGAGAAGCGUUAUGUGUUCACCCUGGAGGAUUGUGAUUCUGUGGCGCCCAUGUAUGAGCAUUUCCUAAGGCAAAUACUGAAGAAGCCUUGGCGCAUGGAGGAGUUGCCUUUGGAUUUUCCACAAUAUUUUGAAUAUGAGCGAUGCCCGCAGCUGGUGCUGAUGCGCAUUAGCAGACGUUGACGCCUCUACUGUACAGUAAUCUACCUAAAUGUGAACACACUUGUGUUUAUAAAUAAAACAGUUUGUUAGAUUUUA